AAUAAUCCUUCUAAGUUGAUUAGAAGUCAGAAUUAUGAUCUCCUCAACACUCCUUCAAUUCUUUAUUUAUCUCAUCAAUUGAUGAUGCUUCUUUCAUAUCACUAAUAAUUACAUUCAACUAAAUUGAUUUACUUUGUAAUGUCAAACACCGGCGACGACGCCGUCCUAAGCGACGUCGACGACGAAAAUCCGGUGCCAAUCGAAGCGACAUUCACGUCACCGCAAGACGACAAAUUUCAACAGCUUCUAGCGGAGCUCGAUCGCGAGCGUCAAUCGCGGCAAGCUCUAGAAGCAUCCAAAUCCGACUUACAAACUUCAUUCAAUCGGUUGAAAUCAUUAGCUCACGACGCGAUUAAGAAGCGCGACGAGAGUAAUCGAUUAAAAGACGAAGCUUUGAAAUCGAAUGAUCAGUUGAAAAUCCAGUUACAGGAGUUAGUGAAACAUAGAGAUGAGGUUUUUAAGGAGUUUAACGAGAAGUGUGAUGAGGCUUGUAAGGCGAAAGAGACGUUAAAAUCGGAAGUUGAGACUGCAGCUCAAAUGAUGUUGAAUGGAAUCGAGGCGAUUUCGGAGAAAGUUAGUGGCUUUAAGGAGUUUAGAGUAGGUGGAUUGCCUAGGUCUCAGAAGUAUACUGGAUUGCCUGCUGUUGCGUAUGGUGUUAUGAAGCGGACGAAUGAGAUUGUCGAGGAGAUGAUUAGGCAGGUUCAGGUGAUUGGGAAGGAGAGGGAUGAGGCGCGUGAAUUGAUUGAGCAGAGGAAUUUUGAGAUUGCUAUUGAGGUUUCGGAGCUUGAAUCGAGGAUUGAUGGAUUGAAAGAAGAGGUCUCGAAGAAGAGUAGUGUUGUGGAGGAUUUGGAGAAGUUGUUGGGUGAGAAGGAUAAGAAGUUGUGUGAUGUGGAAAGAGGGAUGUCGAUGAAGUUAGGUUUGGCGGAGAAAGAGUUGGAGGGGUUGAGGAUGUGUUUUAGUGAGAGUGAGGAUAAGUUGAAGAAUUUGGAGACGAAGAUGGAGUUGCAAAGACCUUUGUUUGUUGAUCAGUUGAAUUAUGUUGCGAAAAUACAUGAUCAGAUUGAUAAUGUAAUUAAGUUAGUGGAUGCUGAUAAGGUGGAUCACUCAGAGUUGGCGGAGUCUUUGUUUCUGCCUAAAGAAACUGAUAUGGAGGAGAAUAUUCGUGCUUCUUUAGCAGGAAUGGUAUCGAUACAUGAAUUAGGUAGAAUUGUUGUUGAGAAAAUAAAGCAGUUAGUGGAGGAGAGGAGUAUUGAAGUGAACAGGCUAAAUCAGACAGUUUCUCGUUUAAUGAAGGAGAAAGAGUAUACCGGAACCUUGCUAAGAAGUGCUUUAUCUAAAAGAGUGUCAUCGGAUUUGUCUUCUGAAACAAAUGAACUCUUCAAAGUUGCGGAGAAAGGAUUAAAAGCGGCUGGUAUCAAGUAUAAGUUCAGUAAUCAUCUGGCAGAUGGAAAUGUACUGGCUUUGAAUGAUGAGGCAGGCACUGUGGUUGCGGAGGAUGAUGAGAUAUAUACUUUGGCGGGUGCACUGGAGAAUAUUAUCAAGCAAUCCCAGCUCGAAAUCAUUGAGCUAAAGCACACUAUUGAUGAACAAAGGCAAGAGACAAAUUUACUCAGACAGCAAUAUGAUGCUCAAGCUCAGGAGCUCAUUCAAAGAAAACAAGAUGUGGAGGAACUUGAAGAGAAAGAGAAAACUGCAAAGGAAAAUGUUGAAGGGCUUAUGAUGGACAUUGCCGUAGCUGAAGAAGAAAUUACACGAUGGAAAGUAGCUGCACAACAAGAAGCUGAUGCAGGCAAAGCCAUCGAACAUGAUUUUGUGGCACAGUUAUUAGUUGUUCGCCAGGAACUUAAAGAGGCAAAUCAAGCUGUAAUAGAGUUGGAGAAUAAACUUAAAUUUAAGGAAGAAACAGCAAAUGCUGCCAUGGCAGCACGAGAUGCAGCUGAGAAAUCAUUGACUUUGGCUGAUUUGAGGUCUUCUAGACUUAGAGACAAGGUGGAGGAGCUAACUUGUCAGCUUGAAACACACGAAAACCCGAGGUCUGUUCUAAGUAGACCAAGAUAUGUAUGUUGGCCAUGGGAAUGGCUUGGCCUGAACUUUGUGGGAUUUCCCUUGCUUGAUACACGUCAACAAAGUUCUAAUGAAAUGGAACUAUCUGAGCCUCUUGUGUAGCUGUACAUAUUGCAUCCCUUCUUCUUUUUUUCUUUUUUUAUGUGAAUUAUUCAUUAAAUUUCCUCUCUCAAUGUGAAUAUAACUUGUAGAACCUGUAGGUGGGGGUGGGGGGGCAUGUCCAAUUUUCAGGGUUCCGUUUCUGACGGAACAUUGAUCAAGUGAACUCUACAUGCAUGACUACGAGGCAGAGUUAGGUAUUGUGUUUAUUUUUUGUUUUCA
Daucus carota subsp. sativus is the source of this 2385-nucleotide messenger RNA. RefSeq lists its product as uncharacterized. Lineage: Eukaryota; Viridiplantae; Streptophyta; Magnoliopsida; Apiales; Apiaceae. The record is from RefSeq and is a predicted model, not a curated record. The transcript has 5 exons. The coding region runs from base 139 to 2166 and encodes 675 amino acids.